Molecule: messenger RNA, 4376 nt
Organism: Bufo gargarizans (Asiatic toad)
Lineage: Eukaryota; Metazoa; Chordata; Amphibia; Anura; Bufonidae
Product: poly [ADP-ribose] polymerase tankyrase-1
Exons: 28
Coding region: 149-4024 (1291 amino acids)
Cellular component (GO): nucleus; cytoplasm
Molecular function (GO): protein binding; NAD+ poly-ADP-ribosyltransferase activity
Source: RefSeq, a predicted model, not a curated record
UUAUGCCUCGCUCGCCCCGCCCCUGUCGGUGACGUCACUCGUGGAGCUUGCGCCCGGUUAUUGUCGCAGGCCGCUGGAACAACUGGACCGGAGAGAGGAGUAAAGACCCGGCCGUCCCGUGUAUUACUGUACACGGCGGAGCUGUGCAAUGGCGGCCGUGCCUUCCAGGCGCUCCCUGCAACAAGCAGUGUCCGGGGCAGCUGGGCAGCAGCCUCCCCCGUCCUCCUCUCCUCCUCCUCCCGCAGCUUCUCCGCCGCCGCCGCUUUCCUCCGAGCUCCAGUCCCCUCCUCGCAGCCCGGAGAUGCCUCCAGCCUCCCAGCGCCAGGGCCCGGAUUCUCAGCCUGAGGGAGAAGCGGCUCCUGUGCCGGGGUUCCUGCCCAGGCCCCUCUCUCCUCCUCCGGGCGAAGCUGCUGCCAUGUUGUCACCCAGCUCGUCGUCUCUUCCUUCAGCGCCGGCCCCCAGCUCCGGGAGCAGCAGCUCGUCCUCCAGCACCAGCCUGUCCUCCGGGGGCAGCCCGCCGGAGAGCCCCGACCCCGUGGGAGGAGGCCUAGGCCCCGGGGGGCCACUGAGCGCAGUGAGCGGAGCCUUCCGGGAACUCUUCGAGGCUUGCAGGAACGGGGACGUGUCCCGGGUGCGGAGACUGCUGGAGCCAGGGAAUGUCAAUGCCAAGGACAUGGCUGGCAGGAAGUCUACCCCUCUGCACUUCGCAGCAGGGUUUGGAAGAAAAGAUGUAGUGGAGCAUCUGCUGCAGACAGGGGCAAACGUACAUGCCAGGGAUGACGGCGGUCUUAUUCCUCUGCACAAUGCUUGUUCCUUUGGGCAUGCCGAAGUUGUGACCCUUCUGCUCUGUCAGGGGGCAGACCCCAAUGCCAGAGACAAUUGGAACUACACUCCUCUGCAUGAGGCAGCGAUUAAAGGGAAGAUCGAUGUUUGCAUAGUACUGCUGCAACACGGCGCUGAUCCCAGCAUCCGGAACACCGAUGGCAAAUCAGCCCUGGACCUGGCUGAUCCUUCAGCGAAAGCUGUGCUUACCGGUGAAUACAAAAAGGACGAACUCCUGGAAGCUGCCAGGAGUGGGAAUGAGGAAAAACUCAUGGCUCUGCUUACACCUUUAAAUGUCAACUGCCAUGCCAGUGAUGGACGCAAGUCUACACCAUUACACUUGGCGGCAGGAUACAAUAGAGUCCGAAUUGUCCAACUGCUCCUUCAGCAUGGUGCUGACGUACAUGCGAAGGAUAAGGGCGGGUUAGUGCCUUUGCAUAAUGCUUGUUCCUAUGGACACUUUGAAGUCACAGAAUUAUUACUUAAGCAUGGAGCGUGCGUCAAUGCCAUGGAUCUCUGGCAGUUUACACCAUUACAUGAGGCUGCAUCCAAGAAUCGGGUUGAAGUUUGCUCCUUGCUGCUGAGUCAUGGUGCAGAUCCAACACUAGUCAAUUGCCAUGGAAAAAGUGCAGUGGACAUGGCACCUACUCCAGAGCUCAAAGAGAGAUUAACCUAUGAAUUCAAAGGACAUUCUCUGCUACAAGCUGCCAGGGAGGCAGACCUGGCCAAAGUGAAGAAGACACUUGCUUUGGAGAUCAUCAAUUUUAAGCAACCGCAGUCCCAUGAGACCGCACUGCACUGUGCAGUGGCCUCUCUCCAUCCAAAAAGGAAGCAGAUAACAGAGUUGUUGCUCAGGAAGGGAGCCAGCGUCAAUGAGAAGAACAAAGACUUCAUGACGCCUUUACAUGUAGCUGCUGAAAGAGCACACAAUGAUGUCGUUGAAGUUCUGCAUAAACAUGGAGCAAAGAUGAAUGCCUUGGACACACUUGGGCAAACAGCCCUGCACAGAGCUGCACUGGGAGGUCACGUGCAGACGUGUCGUCUUCUGUUGAGCUUUGGCUCGGAUGCGUCAAUCAUCUCUCUGCAAGGUUUUACAGCAGCACAGAUGGGAAAUGAAGCUGUGCAGCAAAUUCUAAGCGAAAGCACACCAGCCCGCACUUCUGAUGUGGAUUACAGACUGCUUGAAGCAUCAAAAGCGGGAGACCUGGAUACUGUAAAGCAGCUUUGCAGCGCCCAGAACGUGAAUUGCAGGGAUCUUGAAGGUCGCCAUUCAACGCCAUUACAUUUUGCUGCUGGUUAUAACAGAGUUUCUGUUGUGGAAUAUCUGCUACAUCAUGGUGCUGAUGUACAUGCCAAAGAUAAGGGUGGCUUAGUCCCUCUACACAAUGCCUGCUCCUAUGGACACUAUGAAGUGGCAGAGUUGUUAGUGAGGCAUGGGGCCUCGGUAAAUGUUGCAGAUCUCUGGAAAUUUACUCCACUACAUGAAGCAGCUGCUAAAGGAAAAUAUGAGAUCUGCAAACUGUUAUUAAAGCACGGAGCGGAUCCAACCAAGAAAAACAGGGAUGGCAACACACCCCUGGAUUUGGUAAAAGAUGGGGACACGGACAUUCAAGAUUUAUUACGAGGAGAUGCUGCUCUGCUUGACGCAGCUAAAAAAGGCUGCUUAGCAAGAGUGCAAAAGCUUUGCACACAAGAAAACAUUAACUGCAGGGACACCCAAGGGAGAAACUCGACCCCUCUGCAUCUAGCAGCUGGCUACAACAACCUGGAGGUGGCUGAAUAUCUCCUAGAGCAUGGUGCAGAUGUCAACGCACAAGAUAAAGGAGGACUUAUUCCCUUACACAAUGCAGCAUCAUAUGGACACGUUGACAUUGCAGCAUUAUUGAUAAAGUACAACACUUGCGUGAAUGCCACAGAUAAAUGGGCAUUCACCCCCUUACAUGAAGCCGCCCAGAAAGGAAGAACGCAGUUGUGUGCUCUCCUUUUAGCACAUGGUGCAGAUCCCACAAUGAAGAACCAGGAAAGCCAAACGCCACUAGAUUUAGCUACAGCAGAUGAUAUUCGAGCUCUGCUAAUAGAUGCAAUGCCUCCUGAGGCUUUACCUAGCUGCUUCAAACCUCAAGCAACAGUAGUCAGUGCCUCCAUUAUAUCACCAGCGUCUACCCCCUCGUGUCUGUCUGCUGCCAGCAGCAUUGAUAAUCUAACUGGUCCCUUGGCCGAUCUGGCUGCAGGAAGUUCUUCAAAUGCUGGCGAUGGAGCUGCAGGGACGGAAAGGAAAGAAGGAGAAGUCACCUGUCUUGACAUGAACAUCAAUCAGUUUCUGAAAAGCCUGGGUCUAGAGCACCUUCGGGAUAUCUUUGAAACGGAACAGAUUACAUUAGAUGUGCUGGCAGACAUGGGACACGAAGAGCUGAAAGAGAUUGGAAUUAACGCUUAUGGCCAUCGUCACAAGUUGAUCAAGGGGGUGGAGAGACUUCUGGGGGGCCAGCAAGGAACCAAUCCUUAUUUGACUUUUCACUGUGUAAGUCAAGGAACUGUUCUCUUGGAUCUUGCUUCAGAUGAUAAAGAAUAUCAGUCAGUUGAGGAAGAGAUGCAAAACUCUAUCCGUGAACACAGAGAUGGGGGCAACGCCGGUGGGGUUUUCAAUCGAUACAAUGUGAUCAGGAUUCAAAAGGUUGUAAAUAAGAAACUGAGAGAGAGAUUCUGUCACCGUCAAAAGGAGGUGUCUGAAGAAAACCAUAAUCACCAUAAUGAACGCAUGUUGUUCCAUGGUUCUCCCUUUAUCAAUGCAAUCAUUCACAAAGGCUUUGAUGAGCGGCAUGCAUACAUUGGGGGCAUGUUUGGCGCUGGCAUCUACUUUGCAGAAAAUUCUUCAAAAAGCAAUCAGUAUGUGUAUGGCAUAGGAGGAGGAACUGGGUGCCCAACGCACAAGGAUAGAUCCUGUUAUAUUUGCCACAGACAAAUGCUGUUCUGUAGAGUGACGCUUGGCAAGUCUUUCCUACAAUUUAGCACUAUGAAGAUGGCACAUGCCCCUCCGGGCCAUCAUUCGGUUAUUGGCAGGCCUAGUGUAAAUGGACUUGCAUAUGCAGAAUAUGUAAUCUACAGAGGAGAACAGGCUUACCCAGAGUAUCUCAUCACAUACCAGAUUGUGAAGCCAGAAGCUCCUCUACAAGCUGCCACAACAGCAGAACAGAAAACCUAGAAAAUCAGGAUCUCAAUGGACUUUUCAAAAAUGAACAACACAGUGACUAAGAGACUUGAUAAGUGUUACAUUGAUGGUGGACGCACUCCCACUGGCUACUGUUCCUUUAAUGAAGAUGUUUACAAGGAGCUGCCUUUUUUUUAAAUAAAGUUUCUCAGGCUCAUUUUAACUAGAUCAUCCAAGGCAAAAAAAAAAAAAAACAUAUUUGCAAAAAAAAUGUGUCUGAGGUUUUAGCAGCAUUAUAUUAUGUAUUGCCACAUCAUCAUUUCCAAACUGGUUUGAGUGUUACAUGUACGUGUAACGUUUUCUGUGACCAUUUUAUUAAACUGUCAGCUUGACUACUUGGAAAGAG